UAAAUUUAAUUCCAUGCACUUAAAAAGGAGUGACUGGUUCUCCUUAGCAGGAUAAAGUGAACUCUGCAAGUACAGGUUUACCAUGUUUGGCUGAGGAGGAUGGCGCUGCUUCAAGGCACUCGAGGGCUUCGCCUGUCUCUUCAUGUAAAAUGCUCACAUCAUCCUGCCCCAUCCUUUCCAAAACACAUCCCAUCGAAUUCCGUGAAUAUUACACCAUGCAGAAAAAUUAAAAAGAGCCCAAUUGCUACUGCAAAUUUGUCUCAGAUAUGUUGUUCCUCGUCCGCAACAGAGGCCAGGGUUUCGCAGUGGAAAGUUGAAGAAAGGUAUUUGAAGUGCUGCUUGGCUGGGAAGGAGCAGCAGCCACUGAGAGUUGCAGUAUUGGUCAGCGGAGGAGUGGACAGCAGUGUGGCUCUCAGGCUUCUUUGCGCUGCAGGCCAUUCGUGCACUGCUUUUUACUUGAAAAUCUGGUUCCAGGAUGACUUUGAGAACUUUUGGUCAGCAUGCCCAUGGGAUGAAGAUCUGACAUAUGCCAAAGCUGUUUGUGACGAGGUUGGCGUGGAUCUGCAGAUUGUGCAUUUGACUGAUGAGUAUUGGAGCAAUGUGGUUUCUUAUGUCAUUUCUGAGUAUAAAAGUGGUCGCACCCCUAAUCCUGAUGUUCUGUGCAACACAAGAAUCAAGUUUGGUGCUUUCAUGGACUUCAUUAACAAGAUGGACUUUGACUAUGUCGCAUCUGGGCAUUAUGCACACGUGGAACAUCAAAUUGGAGACUCUGACACCUUAAUGUCCAUUCUACAUUUAUCUGCCGACAAGAUAAAAGAUCAAACAUAUUUUCUGUGUCACCUUUCACAGGCUCAACUGCGAUGCCUACUCUUUCCUCUUGGUUGCCUGACAAAGGAAGAAGUGCGUAAACUUGCAGCAGAAAUGGGUCUUCCAAAUAAAGAAAGGAAGGAUUCACAAGGAAUCUGUUUUCUGGGCAAGGUAAAGUUCAGUGAAUUUGUUUCAAAACACAUUGGUGAGAUGGAGGGUAUACUAUUAGAAGCAGAGACAGGAGAUUUUCUUGGGAAACAUAGAGGAUUCUGGUUCUACACAAUUGGGCAACGCCAAGGACUCCGUCUUCCUGGAGGGCCCUGGUAUGUUGUUGAAAAAGACAUUGAAAACAAUGUUGUGUUUGUUUCAAGAAAUUACUAUUCUCUUGAUAAGCGAAGGCGCAUAUUUCAUGUUGGCUCUUUAAACUGGAUUUUAGGUGCUACCCCAGAUAGUUUUGAUGAGCUACAAUGCAAGGUGCGUCAUGGCCCAAAAUUAUACGAGUGUAAUAUUGAGCUUGUGAAAGGAAACCUUUCCAAACCAAAUGGUACUGCACAAGAUGUUGCUAUUGUGAAGCUAACAGAAGAUGAUCAAGGAAUUGCAGUAGGACAGUUUGCAGCAUUUUACAAGGAAAGUAUCUGUUUAGGCUCAGGAAUAAUUAUUGAUUCCUGUAGAGACCAUAGUUUCCCAGUUUGCUCUAAGGCUCUAGAGAUAGCAAGAUUGAAAGAUAAAUCUGAACUAAGGGAGCCUGUCAAAAUAAAAAAUUGUGAUAGCUCUUUUGCAAGGAAAUCAAACAGUGUAAAGAUAAGUAACCCAGUUGAUGAAGCAAGCUCUCAGAAUUUUUCAAGCAAAUCUGUAAUGGAAAGUAGGUCUGGGAGACAAAUCUGGGUCAACCUGACAAAUACAGUAAACUUCAUUGCCUCUUGGUUUAAAUAUUUUUGAAAAAGUUAAGAGAUGAACUGUUAUUGAUGGCCCUAUUUAAAUCUAAACGAUAGUGGGGUUUCUGUAAUGUGGGAGUUUUUUCUGCUUAAUGCCUGUAUCAUAACUAAUCUACUCUUUUUAAAUUUUUUUAUGAAUAAUUUGGAGUUAGCAAGCUUUACUUGAUU
This is a messenger RNA of Cryptomeria japonica (Japanese cedar), 1910 nucleotides long. RefSeq lists its product as uncharacterized. Gene Ontology annotation, molecular function: sulfurtransferase activity. The record is from RefSeq and is a predicted model, not a curated record. Gene Ontology annotation, biological process: tRNA processing. The coding region runs from base 100 to 1746 and encodes 548 amino acids. The transcript is spliced from 10 exons. NCBI's taxonomy places the organism in Eukaryota, Viridiplantae, Streptophyta, Pinopsida, Cupressales, Cupressaceae.